UCCACUCUUUCGGCCACUGCAUUUUUGUAUUCACUUUCAUGCUCUCAAUUUGGUUGGUGGGUUUCAAUCUCUGAGUUGAAAUCACGCCCAAUGCACUCUUGAUUUCCACUGAACAAACCAGGGGAAAACAAAAGGAUUAGUUUUUUCUCCAUAAUUCUUUUCGAUUCCCAAAAGUCGGUUGCUCUCCUUUUUUAAGAUUCUUUACCCAUUUGUGAAAGCAAAUUCUUGAUUCCCUCGUAAUGAUUCCGAUUUAAACGCACCCUUUUGAAAAUCAUCCAAAAAGCUUCAAUGUCUCUUGGACUCUACUCUCUGUAUUCCUCCUAUUCUCCCCCUUCCCCUUUAUUUUUAACUUCCAUCAAAACCCUUUUUCGAAAUGGACUACUUAUAAAUCAGCUUCUGAGCUGCACGCCUCACCAAAAUUAGCUCCUCACUGCCACAGCAAUGAAAACUCUGUAUCCAUCUUCACACCUUUCCAGCUCUGCCUGGUUCCUGCUUCAUAAUCCAACCACAAAGUGGACUAAGGAAGAGAACAAGAGGUUUGAGAGUGCCCUCGCUAUAUUUGAUAAGGAAACGCCUGACCGAUGGUUCAAAGUGGCCGCUAUGAUUCCUGGAAAGACCGUGGAUGAUGUGAUUAAGCAAUAUAGGGAGCUUGAAGAAGAUGUUUAUGAAAUAGAAGCUGGGAGAUUCCCAAUCCCAGGUUAUGAUCUCGCCUCUUCUUUUUCGUUUCAGUUCGUUGAUGGUCGAAGGAAAUCUUCCGUUGGUAGGGGCUCUGAUCAUGAAAGGAAGAAGGGGGUUCCUUGGACAGAGGAAGAACACAUGAAAUUUCUGAGGGGACUACUGAAGUAUGGAAAAGGGGAUUGGAGAAACAUCUCAAGAAACUUUGUGAACUCCAAGACUCCUACUCAAGUGGCAAGCCAUGCCCAAAAGUACUUCAUGAGGCAGCUUUCAGGGGGGAAAGACAAAAGAAGGCCAAGCAUCCAUGACAUCACUACUCUCAACCUCACAGACGCCACAGCAUCAGAGAAUCAGAACUUGUCUUCUUCAAUGGAUCAGCUUUCCAACCUUCCUUCACUGCAGAGGUCACCCUGCUAUCAAAAUCUUCUGUUCGAUUGGAACCAAUCGACCGAUACGGAGCUGCUCGGUUUAGGACCUAACUAUGGCGAUCCUCUCGUGUCGUUCUCAUCUGGGAUUGCUGCAAAUGGAAUAAAGAAUGACCAAGAUCGAGAACUGAGCAGUGCAUAUUAUGGAACUUACUCCACCCCUCACAAAUCCAUAUUUCAAUUUGAAUCCUCAAGACGUCAAGUUUUUGGAUGAGGAGGAUGGAUGUUGGUGUACAUUGCUGGGUUGUUUAAAACGCCAAGGCGAAUAAGGUUCAAUAGACACUCUUGAAUGGCAAUACUUUUUACUUAGUGAUGUUGUGUUUAUGAAGAUCUAAAGGUUCAUAUACCUGUUCUUGAUCAUCAAA
Messenger RNA from Cucurbita pepo subsp. pepo (vegetable marrow), 1465 nucleotides. Its product is annotated as transcription factor DIVARICATA. The record is from RefSeq and is a predicted model, not a curated record. Gene Ontology annotation, molecular function: DNA binding. Lineage: Eukaryota; Viridiplantae; Streptophyta; Magnoliopsida; Cucurbitales; Cucurbitaceae.